Triticum dicoccoides is the source of this 2468-nucleotide messenger RNA. RefSeq lists its product as uncharacterized. The transcript has a single exon. The coding region runs from base 560 to 1936 and encodes 458 amino acids. The record is from RefSeq and is a predicted model, not a curated record. NCBI's taxonomy places the organism in Eukaryota, Viridiplantae, Streptophyta, Magnoliopsida, Poales, Poaceae.
GUGGCGUGCACUUCGACACUAGCGAAAAGUGGUUGAGUAACCAUGUACAUGAGCAAGUGGUGGUCUUGAGGGUGUUGCUUGUUGCAAUGCAAGGUGCAAGGACAGCGAUGGCACCUCUCUGCUUUAGCGGCGGUGUGUUAUGGAUCUAGGGUCGUAGGUGUACCAGGGCCUUCCUGGUCGACGCGCCACAACGACAAGAGUUCCGUUGCAGGCCAGCCAGUUACUCUCGAAGGUGAAAAAGCUUUGAUGCCCCUCCUAAUCCAAGUGCGAUGGCACUUAGUCGCUUCUUCUUCACGGAGCUCCGACAAUGGCGGCCAAGGAUGACGUGGAUGGGCUAGAAGAUCUCGAGGGCUUCUUUGUAAAAAAAGAUUCUUCUCUUACUCUUGGACACCCGUACCUUCCCCACGUUUCCAGAAAAAUCUUGCGUAUGUAUGCUUCUUUGCACGUGCUCCGUUAGUAUUGCUCGUCACGACUCUUACAGACCACCGCAUGCCCCAAAGCCACACGAUCAAGCAGAGACUCAGAGUCUGUCUACUGCUCCAGUGCUCCCGCGAUCAAAAUGGAAGGCGACGGCGUCCAGAUCUUGUCCCGGCGCAUGGUCAAGCCGGAGCACCACGCGAGCUCGCGGCCGCCGGAGCCCGAGACCGUCAACCUCACGCCAUGGGACCUGCCGCGGAUCACCGUGGAGUACCUGCAGAAGGGCGUCGUCCUGCCCAAGCCUCGGCCCGGCGCACAUGCUGUCGAACACCUCGCGUCGUCCUUCUCGCGCGCUCUGGCCCGCUUCUACCCGCUCGCCGGCCGCUUCGCCGUCGCGCCCGUAGCCAGCGCGGACGCUCGGCCGGGCCUGACGAUCUCGAUCAGCUGCGACGACCAAGGCGCAGAGUUCGUCCACGCCGUGGCGCCCGGGGUCGCCGUCGCCGACAUCGCCGGCCCGCUCCGCGUCAUCCCGCGCGUGGUCUGGUCCUUCUUCCCUCUCGACGGGAUGCUCGGCGUGGACGCCGCCGUGGACCCCACCCGGCCGCUCCUGGCCGCGCAGGUCACCGAGCUCGCCGACGGCGUCUUCGUCGCCAUGUCGCUCAACCACUGCGCCGCCGACGGGGAAACGUUGUGGGACCUUUUCAACGCGUGGUCGGAGAUCAGCCGAUGCGGCGGCGCCGCUGCCGGCGAAGAUAUCCCCACGGUGCCCAAGAGAUGGUUCCUCGACGGCUGCCCCGUGCCGAUCCCUCUUCCCUUCGCCAAGGCGGAGGACAUGGUUAGGCGGUUCGAGCGCCCGCCGUUGGAGGAAUGCUCGCUGUGUUUCUCCCCGGAGAGCGUGAAGAGGCUGACGGCGAAAGCGAACGCCGAGACGAUGGCCGCCGGCGGCACAGCCACCAUCUCCUCGCUGCAGGCCGUGGCCGCGCACGUGUGGCGGGCCGCGUGUCGUGCCCGGGCGCUCGCGCCGGCCCAGGAGAUGACGUGCUCGCUAGCCGUCGGAUGCCGGACACUCGUGAAGGGCGUGCCGCGGGGUUACGUGGGCAACGCGGCCGCGGGCGCCGUCGGCAGGGCUGCUGCCGGCGAGAUCCUGGGAGACGGCCGGCUGGGCCGGGCGGCGUGGCUCCUGAACCGGGCCGUGGCCGCGGUGGACGAGGCGAGCGUGAGGGCCGAGCUCGGGGCGUGGCCUGCGAGCCCCAGCUUCAAGUACCUGGACGGGAUCGGCCCUGCGGCGAUGGUGGCCAGCGGCUCGCCGGAGCUCGACGUGUAUGGCAACGACUUCGGGUGGGGCAGGCCGUUGGCCGUCCGGAGCGGCGCCGGGAACAAGGUGGACGGGUUGGUCUCGGUGUACGAGGGCAGGGAUGACGGCGUGGGGAGAGGCGGCAUGGAGCUGGAGGUGUGCCUCGCUCCUGGUGCGCUCGCCAGGCUCGUCGCCGACCAAGAGCUGAUGGACGCGUCGGUGUAAAGUUGCGAACGAGGAUAGACUGAUGCGUGGUAGUUGGUGCACCGAUGCAUCGGCCAUACAGCAACAAUGGUAGUGAGCCCCACGGCUAGAAGCCUAGAACCAACCAAAUAAUGUUGCGCAGAAAGAAGGGAGGCUCUAUUUGCAGGUGCCUGAAAAAAAAAGGUUCUUGAUCAAAUGGUCCAAAAUAGAUCACGCAGCUGUUCAUCUUGGGAGCGGCUACAAGACAGUCGACUGCAAACAUUAUUAAUCUGUUUCAGUGGAGUUGUGUGCUAGCCAGGCUUCCUUUGGGUGGUAGUGGACCGGCUGGUGCAUGCUUCUUCUUUCACCAACUAAUAGUAAAAAGCUGAAUUCUUUAAUCUCAUACUGUUUCAUAAGCAAGCGGUGCUGUGACGAGUUGUACUGGGCGUGUGUAAGAUGAGAUGAGUUGAGCCCGACUGGACAAGACGUGAUUAGAUCCAACACUGAUUGGUGCAUGGUAUAAGCAGAUAAUAUGUACGUACAAGAAGAUUGCUAGUACACGCCUCCAACUGAG